Nylanderia fulva is the source of this 1158-nucleotide messenger RNA. Its product is annotated as ribonuclease P protein subunit p40. Gene Ontology annotation, biological process: endonucleolytic cleavage in ITS1 to separate SSU-rRNA from 5.8S rRNA and LSU-rRNA from tricistronic rRNA transcript (SSU-rRNA, 5.8S rRNA, LSU-rRNA); tRNA 5'-leader removal. The record is from RefSeq and is a predicted model, not a curated record. Gene Ontology annotation, molecular function: ribonuclease P activity; ribonuclease MRP activity. NCBI's taxonomy places the organism in Eukaryota, Metazoa, Arthropoda, Insecta, Hymenoptera, Formicidae. Gene Ontology annotation, cellular component: ribonuclease MRP complex; multimeric ribonuclease P complex.
AUGUUAUGCCCAAAAUAUAAUUUAAAACCACCGCGACACUAUAUAUCCAUAGAUAGGAGAAAUUUUACAAAAGCAGACAUACCUGCAGUGAUUGACACUCAUUAUUUCAAUCAUUCGGUAUCUGUGAUACUUCCUGACACCGUCACUGUUCCUGACACUUUACGGAACUGUCUGUCAGAGGACACGGAUUAUUAUCGUAUAAGUGCGUUGCGUGUCUGCGAUCUGAUAAAUGGAGAAUUUAUUGAAGCUUUUGUUAAGAAAGGAGAAGUCAGCCUUCUGACAAUAGAAAAUAAAAUAGAUUUGCAAAAUUCUAUUUGUAUAACUCCAACUGGAUACUUGUUAAUUUCUUUGGUAACUGAAGAUUAUCAAGCACUUGGUUUAGAAGGAAGAGCAUCUUCUUUUGAUCAUAAGCCUUAUACACGUUAUGUGGUAAAAAUUAAUCUGAAAGAUGAACAUUUUGUUCCUGGUAAGAAGAACUACGAAAGAACUCGAAUAGCAUUAGAACAACGACUCAAACAGAGUUUUGAAGUUAUAGUAUCAUGGGAUCCACCAAGAACUGAGCUGUGCCCAUCAUCGAUAGCAAAAUGGUUCCACAUACGUAGUUAUGAUGUUUAUCUCUGUCAUGAAACAUUUUUUCAAAAGACUAAAUAUUCAUUAACAAUACCCACUCUUCAAGAAGAAUGUAAUUUGGAUAAAUUUUUUGAAUGGCUUGGAAUCUUUAGCAUCGGUGGUGAUCUCUCUAAUGGAGAAAUGGAUAACUAUGUAAAUGCAUAUGAGUGUCCUUCACCUUCGAUAGAAAUUGGACAAGUGCAGCAUUUACAAUGGACUGGAUUUUUUACAAGAAAAAAGAUGCAUGAGAUGUAUAUUGCACUGAAAGAAUAUACGUUAUCACGAAAGACUUUACCAUGGGUUAGUUUAGAUGUACAAGGAUUUGCAGACAGUCCUACCAGUUGGGAUUUGAAAGAACAUGCGUUUUUCACUGAUGGAGACAAUAGUUAUACUAUCAUAUUUCGACCUUCAGGUGAAUCCAUUAUACGAAAAAGUCUCAGCUCUAAUAAUAAACCCAGAAUGUGUCAAUAAAGUUUAAAUGUUAAGUUUAAGAAUAAUUUGUAUUUGAUAAUUUAAAUAAAAGAAGAGAGACUAUUGUGUGGAUUAAAA